AGUACAAAAACCUAAAAUGUAUUGAGCAGAUAUCAAAAUUAGUUUCUACUUUCUUUCUUCAUAUUUCGAAGAUGAAGGUUUCGUAGUUUGUUUUCCUAAUGCCCAGACAAGAGUGCAUCACUUUAAUUUUGCUAGUGUUUUAAGUACUUAAAACAAUGUGUUGCACACCCUAUGUAGCUACUAUUGUUGCAGGCGUUCUCACUAUUUUUCAGAGUUUUGCUAAUCUGUGCUGGAAUGUACCAAUAAUAAUUAGCUUCAGUUUCAAUAAAACUCAGCUAUCGACAUUAGCAACUAUUAAUACUUCAGAACUUGAAAAUCCUUUCGCAAUAUAUGGAAUAACUCUGCUUCUAGCCAUCCUCAACGUACAGUUGCUGGUAUUUUCAUGUUUAAUGCUGAAAGCGAAUUCUACUAUGAAGACUUCUUGGAUAGGUGCAUGGUGUAUUCUGAUCAAUGUCAAAUCUCUGGUGAAUGUUUUACUUGGAAUAUAUUUCUUCUAUGUGUACGGGGAUAAUCUCCUAGCGAACCCCACUUAUUUCCAUUUGGCCGUUGUCUUUUCAGGAGUGUUCUUUUUCUGGCCGACAAUAAAUACAGUUCUCUUUAUAAUGGUGUCCAAGAGGUACACAGAUAUAGUGAAAUUUCAAACAACGAACGGAAGGGUUGAAGUGUCAACAAGAGAAGACGCUGGUUUGCCUCCUCCAUACACAACAGGAAUAUUUGCACGCUCUCAGUCUGGUCAUGCCGUUAAUAACAUGGUUGUUACAGACUCAAGAGAACAACUUUUGCUGCAUUUUGAAGAUGAUGAUAGACAACCUACCGCGAUUCCGCGAUAAAAGAGUGAAUUUAUAGAUGUAGAUAUAUUUUAAAUUAUGUUGUAUUUUUAUUCUAUCACAAUUAAAGUAGUUAUUGUAACUUAAAUACUUCUA
This is a messenger RNA of Stegodyphus dumicola, 923 nucleotides long. RefSeq lists its product as uncharacterized. Lineage: Eukaryota; Metazoa; Arthropoda; Arachnida; Araneae; Eresidae. The record is from RefSeq and is a predicted model, not a curated record.